Messenger RNA from Tilletiaria anomala UBC 951, 439 nucleotides. RefSeq lists its product as uncharacterized. The coding region runs from base 180 to 404 and encodes 74 amino acids. The record is from RefSeq and is a predicted model, not a curated record. The transcript has a single exon. Lineage: Eukaryota; Fungi; Basidiomycota; Exobasidiomycetes; Georgefischeriales; Tilletiariaceae.
AAACUAUAGCCUUCAGUAUGUGUACUGAUUCGCAACAUAGCAAGCGGCAUUACUUAAUAGAGUCAUUUCGAUACGGACCGCGUGUUUCACCGACAGCCUGCGAAGGUGCCGAGGCAGGCGAUUGGGUCAUUGGCAGCUGCAUAGUAUGCUCAUGAUGAAACGGCAGCUUUCUGACACCGAUGAAGGGCAGGCUCCUGGAAGUAAUAAUCCCAGGCUUCUCAAGUGUGCAGUGUGCAAUGCUUAGUAUGCACAUGUUCUAUACGGACGUGACGUGCCGGGAAGUGCAUAGCGAGGCUGCAAGGCGCAAAGGGCAUAUCGGGAUCGUUCCUAGCGAUAUUGGGGUGCUACGUGUCGAAAGCUGCUUUUCCCUUCGAGGUUUAAACGCUCAGCGCUUCAACCUUUAGGGCUCCAGCGAUCAGAAUUCAACAUGAGUUCGGCG